Molecule: messenger RNA, 540 nt
Organism: Scomber japonicus (chub mackerel)
Lineage: Eukaryota; Metazoa; Chordata; Actinopteri; Scombriformes; Scombridae
Gene: grem1a
Product: gremlin 1a, DAN family BMP antagonist
Exons: 1
Coding region: 1-540 (179 amino acids)
Biological process (GO): animal organ morphogenesis
Molecular function (GO): BMP binding; receptor ligand activity
Source: RefSeq, a predicted model, not a curated record
AUGAGGACGUCAUCUCUAAUGACCCAUGCAGUCAUUUUGGCGCUGCUGCUCAGCCCGCCGUGGAGUACAGAUGCUGCAACCUUUCAAGGCGCUUUCCCACACCCAAACAAAUACAACCCGAAUGAAUCGGAGAGGUGUCAACAACCCCCCAUCAGUGGAUUCAUUUCCCGCGGGAAUGGUCCCACAACCACAACCGAUGAGGUGCUGGAGUCCAGUCAGGAGGCGCUGCACGUCACGGAGCGUCGGUACCUGCGGCUGGAUUGGUGCAAGACGCAGCCGCUCAAGCAGACCAUCCACGAGGAGGGAUGCCUGAAGCGCAUUAUCAUCAACCGGUUUUGCUACGGCCAGUGCAACUCCUUCUACAUCCCGCGGCAUAUCUACCAGGACGGAAACGCUUUUCAGUCCUGCUCCGCCUGCAAACCCAAAACCUUCAGCACCGUCACGUACACCCUCUUCUGCCCGGGACAGACGCCCAACACCAGGAAGAAACGGGUCCAGCGCGUAAAGCAGUGCCGCUGCACAACAAUAGAUACGGACUAG